Molecule: messenger RNA, 1755 nt
Organism: Zychaea mexicana
Lineage: Eukaryota; Fungi; Mucoromycota; Mucoromycetes; Mucorales; Lichtheimiaceae
Product: Sec7 domain-containing protein
Exons: 2
Biological process (GO): regulation of ARF protein signal transduction
Molecular function (GO): guanyl-nucleotide exchange factor activity
Source: RefSeq, a predicted model, not a curated record
AUGUUGACCAGCUAUGCCCCUUCGUUACCUUCGUCGGAAGACCAGGCAGAGUAUCCACUUGAGCAUCAUCAUCAUCAGCAGCAGCAGCACCAUGCAGCAACAACAGGACAACAUCAAUGUUCGCCUGCAGGUACAGCCAAACCACGACUCGAACGACCACCGCCGCGAUCCCAUAUAUUGCAGACACCGGUAUUCCAGGUGGUGAAUGCAAACACGGUCAAGGACCGCUACUUGUUCUUAUUCAACGAUCUGCUGAUCAUCUGCAAACCUAUCAUGGACGAAAACAUCAUUGUUGGGGACCACCACAGUGCCAAAGAAGCGCGAUAUCGUUUCCGACCCAACGAAAACAGUUUGUUCCAAGUCAAGAAUAUCGUAGAACUGAGUAAACUGACGCUCUACUUGUCGCGGGACGACCAGCAAAAACCGUCAGUUUCCUUGGCAGCUGCACCCCGCAAAAUGCAUCCACUGCUAGCCUCUGCUUUACGAAAAUUCGAAACUAAUCCAGACGCUGCGAUUGCGUACUUGGUAGAUAAAAGCGUGUUGGCCAACGAGCCACUCAGCAUUGCGAAUUUCCUGUUCAAAACGCCCGAUCUGUGUCGACACCAACUGGGAGAUUUCUUGGCGGAUCCAAAAAACAGUGACAUUUACGACGCGUUUUUGGACUGUUUUCGUAUGGUAGCGCUGCGGUUGGACGAAGCGUUGCGGAUUCUGCUCAUGACGCUUCGACUGCCGAGCAAGUGGGAGGCGCUCGAGUAUGUGAUUGAACGGUUCUCAAAGAAAUGGCAUGACGCGAAUCAGAACGUUGUCAAGUUCCACGAGGACAUGGUGGUUAAGGUCGUGGUUGCUAUGCUGUUCCUGAAUGCCGAGUGGUGGUACGAUGCGAGCAGCGAGUUGGAUGUGUUUUGGUCUGCUCGUGAGCACAAAGAACGGCGCGACAGACAGCGGCUCACACGACGAGCAAGUAUGUACAUACUCGUGUCCUUUGAUUUCUUGCGGGACAUGUACAAUUCGAUUGCCCAUGAAAGACUGGAGACGGGCUGGGAUAAUGACGUGGAGGCUUCGGAUGCACCAGAGCAAGAUACAAUCAUCACAGUGACGCCCUAUCGUUUCCCGACGCGUUUAACUCGAAGCGUACCAUCGGCGCCAAUCACGAUUUCAAUAGCCGCGCCCGAUCCUGGCCUUCAAAUCAAGCUACGCGGACAAGAUAUAGAAUGUCACCCCAACGUGCUGGAUUUCAGCGACUCGUGCAUUCAAACAUUUACGAUCACCGGUCAUACUCUAGGUAGGACGAGCUUGAUGUUUAUCAAAUCUGGACCACACGCCAGCCGCUAUGUCAGUCCGACGCUGCCGAGGACCAAGAGCAUCGUCGUAGAGCGGCCGUUUAUGCGCUACACGUUCCAGAUUGCUUUUUCACACGUGGAUAUGCGACUGCCACCAACAGCAGCAGCAGCAGCAGCAAACGCUGUUACAACGCCAACAACGGCUACAGCGGCAGCUGGUAGCAAUACUACUCCAGGAACGACAGAAGCCCCAUCGGGAGCAGUAACAGGGAAAGACGACGAUAAAACCAUUGCAGCAGCAGCAGGAACAACAGAUGAGCAAGAGCCGAAAUCGCCAGUGAUGGUCCGACGCAAGUAUAUCUUUAGCGUUGAGACGGAGCAAGAGCGGACAGAAUGGAUCAGCUGGCUGAAAACCUUAUCGGGCCAUGUGCAUGUCAAUGGUGCAACCGCUACGACUAACAACAACAACAACAAC